AUGGCCUCAGCUAUGGUUUUAUCCUGCUCCACUUUCUUUACGUUGAUAGGCUUUGUCCUGGUUCUGUUUGGAGGAAUUACCGAUAAUUGGGCCGAAUAUUCAGUAGGUUUUGUGCAUUUUUGGAGUUUCAAAUAUGCGUAUAGAGGACUAAGAAGAUCACGUCGUAUUUUACAACGUUAUUUAUUUGAUCUUUACUUGAUUUUCAAUUAUUCUUGUAGGAAAAUCCAAAAAUUAUGCGAUUUUUUCGGUUUUUUUGGAUUUUGCAAAGUUUAACUCAAAAUUAAGAUGGUAAAAUUAGUUUUUAUAGAAAUUAUCAGCUCUGUAGAGACUUUUUCUAUUCUUUUCUACCAAAAAAAUAAUCGUUUUUCCCCAAAAAUUUGCCUAAAAUAAUGUAAUUUCCCUCAAAAUUUCCCAACUUUUCUUGUACCCAAAAUAAGCUUCGUUUGGUCGGGAAAUUGGAUCACCGAAAGGAAUGUGAGGUAAUCAACGACUCCGCUUCAAAUUGCAGCCCAAGACGGGAGCAAAAACAGUGAGCGAUAAAGGUCAAGGCCGGGUCGUUAAUCAUUGUCUCAAAUCUCUCGGGCGUUCGCUGCGAGGAAUUCUCUUCUCGCAAAAGGAGAGAGAAUUUAUGAACGCGUAUUUGGGAUUCAUAAGCAGGUCACAAGUAUGAGUUAUUAGGGGAAUUUGGGGAAAGGUUUUUGGAAGAUUUUUUUGCACUGUGCGAAAGGUUUGAAAAAAAAAGAAAUUGUAAAAUACGAACUGGGGAAAAAUCUGAAUUUUUAUUGCGUUUAGAGGAACAAUUUGAUAAAUUUUCGAAAAAAUGAAAAGUGAUCAAAAAGUAUCAAAAGUGAUCCAAAUACCUCAAAAGUGAUCCAAACCUCCUCUAACGUUAUUAAGCCAUUGGAAAAUGCUAUGAACACCUAGAUUUCGGCGAAAAAAUAAUUUUUACUAAAAAUCACAAAAAUGAUCAAAAAGUAUCAAAAGUUAUCCAAAUACCUCAAAAGUGAUCCAGCCCUUUUCUAAAGUUAUUGAUCACUCGAAAAUGAUAUACAGACCUUGAUUUCACCGAAAAAAUAAUUUUUAUCGAAAAUCCAAAAAAUGAUGAAAAAGUAUCAAAAGUGAUCCAAAAAAAGUAUCAAAAGUGACCCAACCUUUUUUUAAAUGUUAUUAUACCACCGGAAGAUGGUAUAGAGGAUUUAGUUUUGAAGAAACACUCAUUUUCAGUGAAAACCCGCAAAAAGAUUCAAAAAGUAUCAAAAGUUAUCCAAAUACCUCAAAAGUGAUCCAAACCUUUUUUAAUGUUAUUAGACCAGUGGAAAAUGAUACAGAGGCCUUAAUUUCCUAAAGAAAAAUAAUUUUUCAAUGAAAACCCCCCAAGAAAUUCAAAAAGUAUCAAAAGUUAUCUAAAUACCUCAAAAGUGAUCCAACCCUUUUUUAAUGUUAUUAGACCACUGAAAAUUAUUUAAUGAGGUUAAUUUAGGUGUUUUCCAAUAAAAUAAGCGUCAUUGAAAACCCCGAAAACGAUCAAAAAGUAUCAAAAGUGAUCAAUUUUUCAAAAAAUCCCUAAAAUUUUAACUUUCAGGUUCUCCGCCGAGACUUGCAGAAUCAAGUCAAGAAAGGCACCGAUCUGAACCAAAUCAUCUACUUCCCCCGCAACUUUGGCCUCUUCCACGUGUGCUUCCCCGACGAUGUGCCCUCGGGCAUCGGAAGCUUCUCCAAACUGGGCUAUAACUGCGCCCAAAACCCCGAACUCAAGCCCAGCCAAUCGGCGCGCGAGCGUUUCAGCACCGUCCAAAACCAGCACUACUACUUCUUAUGGGCCACCGUCUUCUUGUACGCCGCGGGGCUUGUCACAGCGGCCGUUGGGAUUUUGGUUGGAGUGGUUGGAUGCUGGAAGGGAAGUGCGCGAUUCACGCUGUUCACUGGAUUCGUCAUGUUCUUUGUUGGUGAGUGCCGGAUGAAAAUUUUUAACUGCACAGUGCGAAAAACAAAAAAUUUUUAGUGCACAGUGCAAAGAACUAUACAAGGAAUUAUUGCACUGUGCAAAACAUAGAUUAUUUUUUGAUUGCACAGUGCAAAAAAAUCAAAAAAAAUAUUGCACUGUGCAAAAAAUUUGGGCUCUCCACGUUUGUCGCACUGCGACAAAGGCGGACUUCUUUAAUUGCACAGUGCAAAAAUUUGAUCCCUCUCCUUGCUUUGCACCGUGCGAAAAUUGACAUGGUUUCGAAUGCACGGUGCAGAAACAUGGGAAGAAACUUCACCGCACUGUGCAAAAAGAAGAUUUUUUUGAUUGCACAGUGCAAAACAAAAUGAAAAAACGUUGCACUGUGCGAAGAUUUUAUCCUGCCUUUUGCUUUGCACUGUGCAAAAAAUAGAAAAAAUUGUUGCACAGUGCGAAUUUGGCUUUUCAUUUGAGGCACUGUGCAAAUCGAACAAAAAAAGACUUGCACCGUGCACUAAUUUUUGGGCAUUUUUUUGCACUGUGAAAAAGAAAAAUCGAUUUUUUGAUUUUGAAAAUGAGUAAUUAUUGUAAUUUUAAAAAGAGACAGAAAAUGCGAAAAGUGAUUAAAAUACCUCAAAAGUGAUCCAAAUGCCUCAAAAAUGAUCAAAAAGCCUCAAAACUGACUCAAAGAAGUUUUUUAUGACAUAUAAAUAAAGUUUCCCAAAAAAUGAUCAAAAUACUUCAAAAGUUAUCCAAAGUUCACAAAACUGUUCAAAAUCCCUCAAAAGCGAUCCAGAUGAUCCAAAAACGCUCAAAAGUGAUCAAACCCCCUCAAAAUGGCAUUUUACAGCUAUUUUUUCUAAUUUCUCUACUUUCAGUCCUCCUUCUCGUCGCCGCGAUCGCCCUCUUCCAUUGGGUCCAAUACCAAGAGCGUCACAUGUUGGAAAUGGAGCCCUAUUACCGCAGCUGGCAGCUGAUCCUCAAGCAAAAGACGACUUUUGCGUACGGCUGGAGCUACGUGACCACCUGGAUUGGUGUUGUUUUCCUGCUUCUCGGCGCCGUCAGUCUGAUUCUGGCGUACCGUUCCAUCAAACAAAGCAAGGAGUCGAUUUACAAAGCCAAAGCUGACGCGCUCUAUGCUCAGCACUACGAGAAAUCAAUGAUGCCCUACGGCGGUGCCUACAAUACUUAUGACAUUUACUCGACAUACUACGGACAUUACCCAACAAUGCAGGCGCCAGGAUAUUACGCACCUAACCCGUACAUGUAUGGGCAUCAGUAA
This is a messenger RNA of Bursaphelenchus xylophilus (pine wood nematode), 3224 nucleotides long. The record is from the annotation of a GenBank genome assembly. NCBI's taxonomy places the organism in Eukaryota, Metazoa, Nematoda, Chromadorea, Rhabditida, Aphelenchoididae.